This is a messenger RNA of Tetrahymena thermophila SB210, 282 nucleotides long. RefSeq lists its product as hypothetical. The transcript has 3 exons. Lineage: Eukaryota; Ciliophora; Oligohymenophorea; Hymenostomatida; Tetrahymenidae. The record is from RefSeq and is a predicted model, not a curated record.
AUGGGUGCAUCAAGCUUAGGUUCAUCUUUAGCAAAAUGCAUUAAUCUCUCAAAUUUGAAACUCGACCUUCAGGUUAAUUAAAUUGGUGCAAUGGGUGCAUCAGGCUUAGGUUCUGGUUUAGCAAAAUGCAUUAAUCUCUCAAAUUUGACACUUCACCUUGGGGUUAAUUAAAUUGGUGAUGAAGGUGCAUCAGGCUUAGGUUCUGCUUUAGCAAAUUGCAUUAAUCUCUCAAAUUUGAAACUUGACCUUCAGUAAAAACAGUUUAUUUGUUUUGGAUUGUGA